CUGGGCUCCAAAGAGGGCUGAGCAGCGGCAGGACCCCCAGCCCCCUCCUCCCCCUCCUCCUCGCCUCCUUCGCUCUCUGCAGGCAGCGCUCUUUGGGGCUGCGAGGGAGAGAGAGAGGCGGGCAAAGGCAAAGGCAAAGGCAAGGCAGGCUUGGAGCGCCUUUGGGACCGGAGUCUUUCUGGAGGGCUGCUCUGGGCUGCCAAGUCCUUCUUCCUUCCAAGCCCCUUCCCUCCCUCCGCGUGAGUUGGGUGGCCUCUCUCCGGGCUCCUCGGAGGGGGAUGUGGCAAUGGCCGGGGACAGGAGCCCGGGGGUCUUCUGCUGCUGCUGCUGCUCUUGCCGGCGCCCGGGGGGGCUCCUCCUCCUUCUGCUGCUGCUGCUGCUAGGGGCCUCGGUGGCCCUCCAGAGCCCCAGCUGCCACGAAGUCCGGACCGCCUUCCAUAUCCGACAGAUCGGACCCCUCAAGCUGGUGCCCGACGUCCCUACGGCCGCAGAUUCCAGUUUACAAAUCUGCCAACAGAGAGCACCCACUUGUUGCACUAAGAAGAUGGAAGAAAGCUAUCAAGCAGCUGUUCGGAGAGAGAGGAUGGAGAAUAUUCAGACUCUAAAUUUUGAACUAAAAUAUAUGAUUGUUGGUCACAUCACAGCUUUUCAAGCUACCUUUGAGUCCUUGCUUCACUUUGCGGAGAACCACACAACUUCUCUGUUUGAGACUGUCUACAGAUCUAUGUCGAAGGAAGCAGCAGAGCCAGUCAAGGAGCUCUUUACAGACAUCUCUCUCUACCUCUUGGGUGCUCAAACCAGAGUGGAAAGAGCUUUUUUCCGGUUCUUUGACAGCCUCUUCCCUUUGGUUUACAGCCGCCUAAUAAACCCAGGAAUUACAGAUUUGUCAGAGGAGUACACAGAAUGCCUGCGCUUAACACGACAAGAUGUAAAUCCAUUUGGACGAUAUUCUAAAGAAGUGGUUACAGAGUUAGCUAAGUCUCUCAGGGCAAGCAGAGUAUUCAACCAAGCCCUUGGGAUGGGCACUGAAGUGCUGAAUGCAACUGAGCAUGUGACUUUGACAAAGGAGUGUACCCGGGCACUAGUGAAGAUGCAGUAUUGCCCUCAUUGCCAGGGCCUGACACUAAUAAGGCCUUGCGAAGGGUAUUGUCUAAAUGUAAUGAGGGGCUGUUUUGCCAGUGUAUCUGAAUUAGAUGCUCCAUGGAGGGAAUACAUUUAUACCCUGGAAUAUCUCACCAAUGAAAUGGCUGGAACUCAUGAUCUGGAAUUGACACUUUUGGGUAUCCGCUAUUCAAUCAAUGAGGCCAUUUUGCAUGCACAACUGAAUGGACCACAGCUAUCUGCAACUGUGGAUAAAGUGUGUGGACAGCCUGAAAAGAAGGAUGUGAAACCUUUACCAGACAACAUAGUUCAAGCCAAAGAAAUAAUUGAGACACCAUCUCUCACAAUGGCACAUUCGGCUUCUCUAAGCAAUAAAAGGAGUUCUCUGCCUCUGAAAGCUUCAAAGAAUGACAAAUCCAGAAGUUUGAAAAAAAUGUCCCGGGAAUUCAUCACCUACAUGAAACGAUCCAGAACUCUUUAUGCCUCUUUAACAGAAAGGCUCUGUGAGGGAGAUCUAGUGAUGAAAGACAGUUCAACUUGCUGGAAUGGCGAGGAUGUUGUAGAAAGUUACACAAACCGGGUGGUGACUAAUGGAUUGAAGGCACAGAUUGAUAAUCCAGAACUGAAAGUCAAAGGGUUGGACCCACACAUCAGCAGCUUAAUUGAUAAAUUGCAACAUUUUAAUCAACUGGCAACUGAGAGGACAAAUUUAAAAUCAGAAAGGUGGAGCACCAGGGAAGGCAGCAGUGGGAAUGGAAGGAAUGAAGAGAUGGAAUCAAGUGGAGACUGUGAUGAUGAAGAUGGAUGUCAAGGUUCAGGUGAUCGAACCUACACAAAAGAUGUUCUUGGAACCAAUCCAGGGGACAGGAAUGAAUCCAAACCAACUGUGAAAAAGAAGGACAACACAACCACAAUGAUUAUAAAAUCAUCUCCUAAACAUAAAGUGGACAGAGAUAAGGGCAAUCAAGCUUCAUGUUCCUUGCUCUUCGUGAUGACAGCCCUAGCAGUUGUGUGGCAUUCUUUGUCAUAGCUGUGUUAUUCUGCAGUAACUGUGCAAUUUCUGUUCACUGUCAUUUAUACCCACAGCCUUAUCCAAGUGGAAACCAAGUGAAAUGGCUCUCUAAAUUGUGCACUCUAGUAUUAUGUGAUAUAUUAGUAUAAGUGCUAAAUAUUAGUCUGGGACUGGCUAACAGCAAGCAUCUAAAUACACAGUGUAUAGAGAUGGUUACAUUGAUAACAUCUCAUCUACUCAAGAUGUAAAAAGGAUGAAGACAGGAAACCUGAGUAGAUUAAGUUAUUGUAAUAGGUACAAUUAAGAAUGUUAAAGUUGUAAAUUAAUAUGUCACCAUUUCUUCCCUUUCAUUCACUGGAUAACGGACCAUUGUCUGUUUCAUCUUUCAUAUUAGUUUCAUUGAUUUCAAGUACAGUUUAUUAAGUUUUACCUGUAGGGAUCAGCCACUAUCUUAGAAGCAAAAAUGCAGCACUAUCCACCAGUUGGAUAAAAUUCUGAACUGAUCAAGAAAUUCAUUGCUUAUUUGAAUCACUUACUUUCAUUUUUUAAUGUUUAGAAUAUAGAAAGCAAUAUAAGAACCAUAUGCUGUGUUUAAUGUAUCAGUUUAGUUGCUUUAACCAUAUAGCAACAUGUGAAAAUACCUCUCGAGUUAUUUUGAAACGUGGAACCAUCUCCCUGUCCAUGGACUUCAUUAUCAAAUGCUUAAGCCUUGACUACAUUGCAAAUAACUGACAAAUGGAAAAGGGAGAGCAUUAGAUUUUUGAAAUAAAGAGUCCUUGAGUUGAGGUUUUAGGCCAAUGGGAAAAUCCCACAAACAUAGCUGUGCUGGAUUUAACUAUUGUGGAUGCAGUCAAGCAAGAAAAUGUGCACAUGCAAUUGCAUUGCACAAUGGGAAAAUCUGCAGUUGUAGUGGCAAGUGCUCUAUUACAAUGACCUCUAGGUUCAGGCCCUUAGGCCUGUAUGGUGCAGCAGCAAAGAUGACAAAACCCUUAAUCCAGAGCUCUUGGUUAGUAGCUGUGAAGUACAUUCCUGUGUGAAAGAAGGGAAAUGUGAGGCCUGAAAUCAGUCCUUAACUGUUCAUCACAAAUAACGUACAACAUUGUUCAAACUCACAGUGCCAACCACUUGUCUGUUUUAUGGAUAUGUUUAUAGCCUCAGUCUGGUAUGAAUUACAGCCUACCCUCUUUCAAACAAAUGGGACAGGAUCCAAUCAUGUUGCCAAAAGAGUACAAGUUGCCUUUGCUGAACUAGAGUAAAUUAUUUCCAUCUAGCUACCACACACACACACACACAAAAGUAACCACUAUUCUUUUUAUCCCAUAAGGGACACUGAUGCACUAUACACCAACAACUUGCUGUGUGUCUUCUAGUUAGUUACAAUUAAUGUUCUAUUGUGCUGUGCCAGGAAAAAUAAAUUUGCAAAAAACCUAGAAUGAUAAACUCCAUUAUUUGCUGCUUUAUCUCUAAUACAGCUUCCCCUCAUCUGGUACCUACUGGUUUUAUUGGCCAUGUUGGCUGGAGCUGAUGGCAGUUGAAAUCCAACACAGCUGAAGGGCACCAGGUUGAGAGAAGGCUAACAUGAUACAUAUUUCCAGGGUUCUCCUCAUGCAACUUUAAUGAAGGGUUGUUUAGUUAUUAAACAAAACUGAAUUAUUUUACAGUGUGACAAGAUGUUGCAAGACCACCAUUAGAUAGGAUAGGGCUUAUACUUGUAUUUUUGAGAGCUGCUUUUACAAUGUUGUUGCAAAUCUAUACACUGCAGUCUAAGUAGAAUUAACAUUUAUAACUGAGGGGAUUAAAUCCAGUGUUAGCCCCACCUAGAAAUCAGUGGGAUUGAAGUGUGUUUCUUCUACCCAGUCCCAUUCAUUUUGUUGGCUCUGCCCUAGGUAGGAUUAAUGCUGAAUUUAGGAUGUUAUUUCUCAGAUUUAUAUUUGCUAACAAAGCCAAUAAUUCACAUAACUGAUUAGUUGUUUUCACAAUAAUGAAUAUUACAGUGUACAGUUUUAUAAGAUAUAAUGUAAAAUAUUUGUCUUUGAUGUGUGUGAGAGAGGGGGGAUAUAAGAGCAAUUACUUCAGCAGUUUGAUUCAUAUAAAUAUAUACUCAGUCUAGUAUGUUAAUUCUAGUACAGUACACAAAAUUGUUUAGGAUGAAAAUAUGAUACAAUUAUUCGUUUGAAGGUGAUUGAUUUUUCACACAUGCACACAAUUCCUGGCCUUCAAGCACUCACCAUUCACUUCAGUGGUACCUUCUAUGCACACAUGUAUUGUGUAGAUGAUGCUUCAUGUGUACUGAGCAUACAUUCCAGUCUUCAGUGAUCUGGUGUUCUCCAGGGGCAAUACUAGCUGGAGUGGCUGAGGGGAGUUGAAGUCCAAAACAUCUGGAGGUUAUCAGGAUGGAGAAGGCUGAGACAAGAGCUUAUUGGUCUCUUUCUCUUUAUAUGGCUGUGUCUUCAAGUUUUAACAUUUAAGGUCAUGACUCAGCCCAAACAUAAGCACUUUUGUUCUAUGGAUUGUAUCAGAAGAGUUAAACUGUCCCAUUAAAAAUAAUGGCAGCUAGAAAGGCUCAUCUUUGGCAGAACUGUUCCAUAAAGUUUUAUCCCUCAUGAAGAUGAAUGAAAUAUUUGAAAUAGUGUAUUUAAAAGGCUUAAAAACCAGAAAACAAAUGGAGCAUUUUAAAAAAAAACCUCAUGGCCAUCUGGGCACUCUAUCUGAAAGCUGCCUUAUCUUGAGCACAUGAAGAUAAUACUAUAGGAUCCAUUUUUGUUCACCAAGUUGCAAGAGAGCUUAUGAGGGGCCUUGUUCUCGCAUUCCCUAAUUCACACUAAGAUUUCUUUCCUAGCAAAGAGAUACUUUACAAAACAUCUGUUGCACUCUCAAGGGAUUUUCAAAUGGGGGACAGGAGUGAAGCCCAUCCUUAUCCCUUCCAUUACAGCGACUGUGCAAAAGACUUUCACUCUUGAUAUGCUGAUCCUGUCAUAAACCUGUCAGUGAAGUGGAAUUGCAUUAAUGGUUUGUUCCAUUAUUGCAAAAUGAAGAACAAAGACAGGACAAUUCCACCUGACUGAUAGGACAAUGACAGGAUCAAUGUGACAUCAUAUGACAGACAUGGUGUUCGCUGUCAAUUGCACUUCACAGAUGGGACAAUGUCCGGAUCAAUGCUAUGUCAUCUGAAAGUCCUUCUCACGAUCACGUGGGAAAGAUAGGACAAGGAUGGGAAAAGGUUGGGACAAGGAAAUGCCAUCCCCUGUCUGAUAAUCUCCAUUGUAAAGCAACUGCAAUAACAAUGAGCAAAGAAAGAAAAAUUGGUGAACCAUUAUUUUUAUUAGCUAUUUCAUUUAUUGGUUACAUUUCUACUCCAUCUUCUGUCCUCAAUGAGCUCAGUGCAGUGUUCUCCUCCCCUGUUCGUCUUCUCAACAACCUUGUGAGGUAGGCCAGUGACAAAAAAAUAUGAGCAAGAGACCACAAAAGACUAGCCAAGAUCACCCAGUGAGUUUCAUGGUUCAAUGGUGACUUAAACCAGGUCCUCCAUGAGCCAGUCCAACACUCUAACCCAGGGUUUCUCAGCUUUUGGUUCUCCACAUAGUUUGGACAUCAUCUCCCAGUUAUAGCUAGUAUGGCCAAUACGGGGAAUUCUGGGAGAUUAAGUCUCAAACAUCUGGAGGAUGUGAAAUGUUGAGAACCACUGCUCUAACCACUAUACGCACUAGCCCUUAAUUGAUAAACCAAACUGUAUUGAAUAUUUAUUAGAUACUGUAUUUUAUCUGUAUUGAUAUUGUAUUAGAUGUGUAUCAGAUUUUGAAUAGGAGCACUUCAAUUGUGGACAAUAAUAAUUAAAAUUCUGUUUGUUAAAAAAAAUUAUUGUUAUCACCAAAGUAUUCCAACUACUUCAGAUUCACAAUGGAAAAAAUUAACACAGCACCAUCGUGACUGCCUCUGUGAGACCAUCCUUUGGAGAUUGGAAUUUAUAAUUGUUUUAGUGAGGAUAAUAAGUUUGUUCAAGAUUUCAUGUGAUGGAGGAAAGCAACAAGUGUCCUUCUGUAUCAUAAUGCAAUUCCUUAAAAAAUAAAUGAAGCAAAUAAAUAGGGAUUUCCCUUUCUCAGAAAAAUUAAAUGGAUUAGAGAUGUAGUUUAAUUCAGGUAGGUACCCUACAGCUAACCAAAAUUCACUGACACUUUAAUGAAAUACACAGAAAUGCUAUUACAGAGCAAUAAUCAAUUGUUAUUUUUCCUUGAAAAUGUGUUAACAUGAUCAUGCAGUUACAUAGUCUUGCAUUUUUAUCAUUCCAUUUCAGCUUUUUAACCAUUAAUUAACAAUUUGCAGUGGCACUAUUUACACCCAGAACAAUUCUGUCAUCUGAAGGGGGCGGGGGGAAUCAUCUGGUGACUGCUAAGCAAUUAACUUUUGCUCACUUUGGCUAUUACAAGAAAAAGUGUAAUUUGUCCACCAUGCCCUUUCUGCACACCUAAUUAGUAAGAAUGUGGAAUGCUGUCUGAGGAAUAAACAUUUAAAUUGAGGAGUAAGGGAGAGAAGGAAUGUAUUGUUAAGUUUAUACAUUCUUUGCAAUUGUACUCUCAUAAAAUGUUUUUCAGCUAGUAGUUUUUUAAAAUGGUCUAUGCCAAAUAGCUUUUCCCCAUACUAAGUACCCUAUUGCACGGGGUUAAAACCCCAGCUUACCUUUCCUGAAUUCAGUCCUAAUUUGAGAGGCAGCCAGGUACUGUUGUAUAGAAAUUGCUGCCAAAUUUGCCACCCACAUCCAUCCCAGAUGCAGUCCAAGUCCUCUAAACUGCUUCGUCAGCCAUUUUUAGAAGUCAGAAGCAUCUGAAUUCUAAAAAUAAGGCGGCUUAGAGGACCCGGGCUGCAUCUGGGAUGGACCUGGGCAGCAAUUCAGUGAUAACACCUGGCUGCCUCCCGAAUUGGGACUAAAUCUGGGAAAGGUAAACCAGGGUUUUAACCCCAUGCUAUGGGGUCCCCAGUUCAGCUUACCUGUGUUUCUGUCUUUCAAAUGUACUGUAUGAAGAACUGUAUGGUUAAGAAUUUCUUUGGCUUAUUGGAGCAAAGAUGAUGACGACAUCCAGGAAUUCAUACUGAAUGUGUAAGAAUCAGGUAAUAGUACUUCAAAACAAUCUGAAUUAGUGAUGUAGUAAAAUUUGAAGAGCAGAUGUCCCCAUUGCAGCCACACCCAAUAAGGAGAAUCUAAAGAUGUAAAAUGCUGGUUGAUCUAUGUCGUAAAACUAGUUGUAGCAAUUUUCAAUCAGGAACAUGUAUUUUGGAAACUUAAUGGGACUUAAUUUUCCAUUCAAAACCAAGAUCCCUCCCCUCCCCAGUACCUUUCAUCACAACAGGGCUGGCUUACAGCAAUAGACUGUUGCUGGGGGAAAUUAAUCCUCCUCUUCAAGCUACCAGUGUGAAUUCAUUUUAUAAAAAUAUGUAAGAUGUGCACUAUGUGGAUAUAAGUGAUCAGCAUGGGUUUUAUUCACAGCUAUGUUUCUCAUCGUGGUAGUUUUACAAGGGAUGCCGUGGCCCUUGAACUUAGUGAGAUCUCUGCUGAAUAGGGGGAUUCAAAUCCAGUAAAUAUCCAUUGGCCGAUAGAACUACAGAAAAGCAUAGGGCCAGGAUAUCAUCUACAUUUUGAUCUUCAGGGAUAAGCAUGUCUGUUCCUUCAAGAAACAUCACUCAAACUGAUACUGAACUGGAAAGCGAGAUGAGUAUUUUCCAUUUUUUCCUACUCCUGAGAGAUGAAAGGAUUCCCCACAGGAGAUACAAAUCAAUACAAACUCCAAGUUCUGGUUUCUUUGUUUUGACAUUAACAAAAUACUAAUUAGAAAUGUGCUUGAGAAGGAAUUGUUUCUUGAGAAAAGCUUGUUCACUUCUGUUUCCCUAAUCCUAGUUCCUUGUUUCCAUCACAGGGUACAUGUAUAACUUUUUGUCUCUGUUAGAGUCUGUACCCUAAUGCUUAUCCAGAAUCUCUGGGCCUAUUUUGCAGUUUUCACUCCCACUUAUUUCCAGAGUGCAUAAAGUCUUUAUCAGUCUGCCCAGAUGAAACAAAUAUAUAUAAUUUUCUGAAUUACAAUAGGCAUUUUAAUAAAUAUAGGCACUUUGAAAAUUGCAUUUCUCUCUUUGUGCUGUUUUGUUCCUAAUGCUACCUGUUCAUUUCUCCAUCUCCUCUAUGCUGUCAUUUUAGAAACAAUAUGCAGACAGGCAUUGGUACUGUGCUUAGCAUAAGGAAGCAAGUGCCUCAGGAGAUGCUGCAGAGAGGGGACAGCAAAAUGUAUACUCUGCCCUGAGUUCCCUCAGCUAGACUGCCUCAAUUAUCCUAUAGACUUUUGACUGUGGAAUAGGAGUGGGCACCAUUGUGUUAUUCACCUCAGACAGCAAAAUGGCCUUGGUCUGUGCCUGCCACGUAUGAAGGUGUAAACAAAACAAUUUAAAGAGUGGCAGCAGAGAGAAAGAUGAUGCAGUCUUAUAGGCCUGAAUAUAUCAAUGAUUUCUUCAUUGCAGGCCUACAUUUAAACACACUGCACAUGUUGAAAGAAAGAUGGCAACUACAUGCUAAGAUCUCAAAAGCUUCAGUAAGGUGGAAUGAAUCAAUACCUGGUGAUUUCCAUAGAGAGAACAUCUUGGUGUUUGAGUGUGCUGUUUGAAAUUCAGAGGUCCAAAUUCCUGGUUCCAACUAAACUCCUUAUCCCAACUAAAUGGAUUUAGACCUAUUUAACUCUUAAGUUAUUUCUGCAGCAUUAACUGAUAACAAAAACAAGAUCUGUAUUGGAGUAACCUGGAUAGGGAGAAUAGAAAAAAAUUAUGAAUCCCACUGAAAUAAGAUACAAAUUGCAUUUUAACAACACCGAUGCACUUCAGUUUAUGUUCAAUGCCACCUCUAGCAGUUGUGAGUCCAUCAAAACUAUCUCCUAUAGCCAGUCUCAAAAGAAAAGGGAUAAGGGUGCCUCAUGUCCUCAAUCAGGACAGCUUUUCCUAUCUACUUUUCAAAGGAGAUUCAUGUGCAAUACAAUCCUAGAAACCUCCAAGUCUUAUGUAAGCCAUGUCUAGUUUUAGAAUCUAGAUAACUCCAUUUCAGUAAUCCUGCUAUACUCUAGAGACUCUUUUGCACAAUAGUGCAACUGUGGCUCUACCUUGGGAAUGAGGGUGAAUGUUAGAAUCACCAAUGUGUGCCACAUGUUCACUCUUGGGUGAUGGUGUAGGGGUUUCUUUUGUCUUCAGCAGCAGGAUUCAAACUGAAAAGAUGAUCCUUUUCCAGAAGAUUUCUUUUUGCACAUAACAUCCAUCAGCUAAAUGAAGAAGGGAAGAUGUCCUGAUUGUCAUAUUGACUUGGUUUCCUUCUAAUUUUUGCCUGUGAUUCCUGUGCAACAUUGCUGCCUUACCUCAUAUUCCUCAGUGCUAUCCAACCGUAACUAGCUGACAAUACUAUUAUUAGAAAAUCACAACAGCUGUGGGACUAACCACCUAUAAAAAUAUGGAAGAAUGUAGUAUUCACUUCAAACAAUAUUCCUGGAUUUUUCUGGUUUCUGCAAUAAGCUUUCAUAGAAAUUAAGUUAGUCAUUUGACUAUUUUGUAUUCAUUUGUUUGCUGAUAUUUUAUCUACUGAAUAAGAUGUUUUUAUACCCCACCAUAUUCUACUAUGGACAUAUUGCUGAACACACUCAUACAUUUUUCUGGAGUAUUUUGCAUAUCUGUUUUAAAACAAGCAAAGAGUUGUGAUCAAAGCAACGACCAGGAAGGAGACAAUUGAAAAAUAGCAACUGUGUGAUUAUUUGUAAUUACAAUUAUUUCUGUGUUAUAACAAUAAAAAGUAAUCAGACUUU
Molecule: messenger RNA, 9930 nt
Organism: Sceloporus undulatus (fence lizard)
Lineage: Eukaryota; Metazoa; Chordata; Lepidosauria; Squamata; Phrynosomatidae
Product: glypican-5-like
Exons: 9
Coding region: 287-2131 (614 amino acids)
Biological process (GO): positive regulation of canonical Wnt signaling pathway; regulation of protein localization to membrane; cell migration
Cellular component (GO): cell surface; extracellular region; plasma membrane
Source: RefSeq, a predicted model, not a curated record